Austrofundulus limnaeus is the source of this 203-nucleotide messenger RNA. Its product is annotated as serologically defined colon cancer antigen 3 homolog. Gene Ontology annotation, cellular component: early endosome; recycling endosome; ciliary basal body. Gene Ontology annotation, biological process: positive regulation of cilium assembly; regulation of cytokinesis; positive regulation of protein localization to cilium. The record is from RefSeq and is a predicted model, not a curated record. Lineage: Eukaryota; Metazoa; Chordata; Actinopteri; Cyprinodontiformes; Rivulidae.
AGGCGAGCAGUGAAAGCAGAAAACAGUGUCUCCAAAUUGAAGGCGGAGCUUCAGCAGCUCCAGGUGGAGGUGGACGCGCUGCGAUCGGAGAACAACAACCUGAAGACAGCAGAGUCCCAGGUCGUCAUGACGAUGAGACAAAACGCUCAGGUGGCGUCCAAGUACCUGAGCAAGACUGCAAGCCACGCCCACUCCUCCAUACG